This is a messenger RNA of Pecten maximus, 3196 nucleotides long. RefSeq names its product lariat debranching enzyme-like. Lineage: Eukaryota; Metazoa; Mollusca; Bivalvia; Pectinida; Pectinidae. The transcript is spliced from 9 exons. Gene Ontology annotation, cellular component: nucleus. The record is from RefSeq and is a predicted model, not a curated record. Bases 105 to 1910 code for a protein of 601 amino acids. Gene Ontology annotation, biological process: mRNA splicing, via spliceosome. Gene Ontology annotation, molecular function: RNA lariat debranching enzyme activity.
UCCGGAAGAAAGCCAGCCAAAUUUGAACAUUAUAGAAGAAGGAUAUAUCUUGCUUUUUUCCAUGUCGACGUGAACUUUAAUCUCCAUUUUUAAUACAAAUCACGAUGAAGAUUGCUGUAGAAGGCUGUUGUCAUGGUGAACUGGACAAGAUUUAUGAGACAAUAGAAUUCAUAGAAAAGAAAGAAAAUUUCAAAGUGGACUUACUGCUAAUAUGUGGGGAUUUCCAGUCUGUAAGAAACAAGAGUGAUCUACAAUGUAUGGCAGUGCCUCAAAAAUAUCAGCGAAUGAACACAUUCUACAAGUAUUACUCUGGAGAGAAGUCGGCUCCAGUCCUUACUAUAUUUAUUGGAGGAAACCAUGAGGCAUCAAACUACUUACAGGAGCUUCCCUAUGGUGGCUGGGUGGCUCCCAACAUAUACUACAUGGGCUAUGCCAACGUGUUGAAGUUUGGUGGUGUAAGAAUCGGAGGGUUGUCCGGAAUUUACAAGGGUAAAGAUUUUACCAAAGGUCAUUUUGAACAUCCGCCGUACAAUGAAGAAUCUAAACGAGCUGCCUACCAUAUUCGUAACUUGGAAGUCUUCAGACUUAAACAGUUGACAAAGCCCAUGGACAUAUUCAUGACCCAUGAUUGGCCGCGUGGUAUCUAUGACUAUGGUAACACAUCACAGCUGCUGAAGACAAAGCAGUUCCUUCGUGAGGAAAUUGAGUCUGGAAGUUUAGGAAGUCCCCCGGCAGAGGAGCUGUUGAUGAAACUACAACCACAAUACUGGUUCUCGGCUCAUCUCCAUGUCAAGUUUGCAGCCAUUGUGCAGCACAAGGCUCCUGAAGGUGAAGAAAAGAUUACCAAGUUCCUGUCUCUUGACAAAUGCCUACCACGAAGAAAAUUUCUGCAGAUACUGGAUGUACCUCAUGACCCUCAGGAGCCUCUGAAACUUCAGCUGGAUACAGAAUGGCUGAGUAUUCUCAAACUGACCAAUCACUUACUCAGUCUUAAAAGGGGCAGUAUCUACAUGCCUGGUCCAGGCAGCCAAUCAAGAUGGGAGUUUAAGCCUACAAUUGAAGAAGAAAACCGAAUUCUAGAAGAUUUUGGUGGUGACUUAUGUAUCCCGGACAAUUUCCAGAGGACGGUUGAUGUGUUUGAUCCUAACGAGGGUAAAUGUAAAGUGAGGCCUCCAGUUACAAUGGUGAACCCACAAACUACUCUCAUAUGUACCAUGCUGGACAUUACUGAUCCAAACGCUGUUUUUCUGGGACAAGACUCCAGCAGCAAUAUUCUGGAUGUCUCCGGGGAAGGGGCUUGUGAUGCUGAUGAUGAUGACGAUGUAGAUGAAGAUGAAACAGAAAUUGACAGUGAGCCUAGCUUUGUGUCUUUUGUAGACAGCGACCAGAGCUAUAGUAGUUUACUAUCUUCCAGUAAUGCUGAUGAUAGCAUCAUGUCUUUAGGAACAGCAGGGGAUUUAUCUAUUGACAAUCGUGAUCCGGUGAAAGAGUUAUCAUCAAGUAUCUUAACUAAUCCAGUAGAGAUUUCUCUGUCAGAUGAAGAGGCAGAGUUCAAAGCUAUCAUGGAAGCUCAAAAAAAGAAAGAAUCUGCUGAAUCUCCAAAAGACCCAAAUGUUGAUGAAGAGGAUGAGGACGAUGAAUUCAAAGCCAUAAUGUCAGCACAGAAAGAACACUCUUUGUCUGUUGAUCCUUUAGUAGGACAAACGUUACGACCUUUGACCCAGUCAAGUCCUGCUAGCAGUGAUGAAAGGAGCGACACUGAGGUCACCCGAAAAACAAACAACCUCGCUCUGAAUACAAGCAAGCGUGCAGAUGGGUCAGAAAGCGAAGAUAGCCCUCAAUCUAAAAAGUUCAAACGGAGGAACCAGCAAAUCUAUAAUUCAGAGUUAGGAGAUGAGGAAACAGCAUAAGAACUGAAUGUUGUGUCUAUGAUAUAUUCUCACAGUUUAUGUGAAUGUGUAUGACGCAUUUUUACGUACCGUGUACAUAAUGUGUAUGACGCAUUUUUACGUACUGUGUACAUAAUGUGUGUGACCCAUUAUUUACGUACUGUGUACAUAAUGUGUGUGACCCAGUGUUGCGUACUGUACAUAAUGUGUGUGACCCAUUAUUUACGUACUGUGUACAUAAUGUGUGUGACCCAUUGUUACGUACUGUAUACAUGAUGUGUGUGACCCAUUGUUUACGUACUGUGUACAUAAUGUGUGUGACCCAUUGUUACGUACUGUAUACAUAAUGUGUGUGACCCAUUGUUACGUACUGUAUAUAUGAUGUGUGUGACCCAUUGUUACGUACUGUGUACAUAAUGUGUGUGACCCAUUGUUACGUACUGUGUACAUAAUGUGUGUGACCCAUUGUUACGUACUGUGUACAUAAUGUGUGUGAGCCAUUGUUACUUACUGUACAUAAUGUGUGUGACCCAUUGUUACGUACUGUGUACAUAAUGUGUGUGACCCAUUGUUACGUACUGUAUACAUAAUGUGUGUGACUCAUUGUUACGUACUGUAUACAUAAUGUGUGUGACCCAUUGUUACGUACUGUGUACAUAAUGUGUGUGACCCAUUGUUACGUACUGUACAUAAUGUGUGUGACCCAUUGUUACGUACUGUAUACAUAAUGUGUGUGACUCAUUGUUACGUACUGUGUACAUAAUGUGUGUGACCCAUUGUUACGUACUGUACAUAAUGUGUGUGAUCCAUUGUUACGUACUGUGUACAUAAUGUGUGUGACCCAUUGUUACGUACUGUACAUAAUGUGUGUGACUCAUUGUUACGUACUGUGUACAUAAUGUGUGUGACUCAUUGUUACGUACUGUACAUAAUGUGUGUGACUCAUUGUUACGUACUGUGUACAUAAUGUGUGUGACCCAUUGUUUAAUACUUACUGUGUACAUAAUGUGUGUGACCCAUUGUUACGUACUGUAUACAUAAUGUGUGUGACCCAUUGUUACGUACUGUGUACAUGUGUGUGACGUAAAAUUUUAUCUGUGUAUCUCCUGUAGAUUUUGUGAUUUACAUUGGAACUGUGAAUAUCUUUUUGGUAUAUGAAAGAUUUAAUCUUAAAUUCAAACUUACAUGUAGAUCAUGAAAUUUUGUUUUUAUGAAAUAGCUUGUAAAGAGGAUUCUUAACAUAAAAAGUAAUUGAUGACAUUGCUUCAUGGUGUAAAAUAAAACAAAAUAAGUACUGAUAUAUUGUA